AUGCAGUUCCUUAACGCAAUCCUCGUCUUCGCCUCGCUUGCAGUUGCUGCAGCUGUCCCUGCCCCUAUUGAAGCCAGACAGGCUCCCAGUCCGUGCUACUCCGCCCAGACGUUGACCUGGAACACAGGCCAGAUCCCUGGUGAUGGAGGUUGGAUUGUACGUAUUCCCCCCCUCUGCAGAUACCGUGAUAACACUAAAUACUGUGAUUCCAGUGCUACGAAACCCCAUCUGGACCCUGCAAAGAAUACUCCUGGAAGACGGAUCUUCCUUAUUACAGCUGCGCCUAAGCCAAACACUCCUAAUACCGUGACAUUAGGGUUUGGAUUUGACAUUCCUAGUUGUAUCCUCAGUUGGAGUUGGAAAGGUCUAUACCCGAUUUACUUCAGCGUAUCAAUCUGCUUCAGCGUAUUUCGCAUCCAUGUUUUGUUGUCCAAUGAUUUCAAGGGUGAUUUGAUUCUAAAGGCAUGUAGUGUUGUAAGCAGGUUAGAGUGA
Molecule: messenger RNA, 492 nt
Organism: Colletotrichum higginsianum IMI 349063
Lineage: Eukaryota; Fungi; Ascomycota; Sordariomycetes; Glomerellales; Glomerellaceae
Product: EC39 protein
Exons: 2
Coding region: 1-492 (163 amino acids)
Source: RefSeq, a predicted model, not a curated record